AUGCUCACUCAUGGAAAAAGGCUAAUCAGCGACGACGACCUCAACGAAACUGCUCUGUUGAUGGCCUUCAAGCAAACCUCUGUGAAGUCUGAUCCCAACAACUUUCUGGGUAACUGGAAAUACGGGUCGGGUCGUGGCUCAUGCUCUUGGCGAGGCGUUUCUUGCUCUGACGACGGCCGAAUCGUCGGAUUGGACCUCCGGAACGGCGGACUCACCGGAACCUUAAACCUAGUUAACCUCACGGCGUUGCCCAAUCUCCUGAAUCUUUACCUGCAAGGAAAUGAUUUCUCUUCCUCGGAAGAGUCGUCUGGCUCUGAUUCCGCCUCCGGUUGUUAUCUUCAGAUUCUGGAUUUGUCUUGGAACUCGAUUUCGGAUUAUUCAAUGGUGGAUUACGUUUUCUCGAGAUGUUCGAAUCUGGUUUCGGUAAAUUUAUCGCACAACAAGCUCGUCGGGAAAUUGGGUUCUGCUCCGUCGUCGUGUAAGAGCCUGACGACUGUUGAUCUCUCAUACAAUAUCCUAUCGGAGGAGAUCCCGGAGAGUUUCAUCGCGGAUUUCCCGGCGUCGCUGAAAUUUCUCGAUCUAACUCACAACAAUUUAUCCGGCGAUUUCUCAGAUCUCAAUUUCGGCAUCUGUGGGAACCUCAGCUUCCUCAGUUUAUCACAGAACAAUAUCUCCGGCGAUGAAUUCCCGAUUUCUCUAUCCAGCUGUAAAUACCUCGAGACGUUGAACAUCUCUCGGAACAAUCUCGCCGGAAAGAUCCCCGGCGGCGAAUACUGGGGAAGUUUCCCGAAUCUGAAGGAGCUCUCUCUAGCUCACAACCGUUUCUCUGGCGAAAUCCCACCGGAGCUUUCUCGACUCUGCAAAACCCUCGAGGUUCUCGAUCUCUCGGGAAACACUCUCUCCGGCGAGCUCCCUCCACAAUUCACCGCCUGCGUCUCAUUACAAAACCUUAACAUCGGAAGCAACUUCCUCUCCGGCGACUUCUUAAGCACCGUCGUGAGUAAAAUCCCCGGAAUCGCAUAUCUAUACGCGGCUUACAACAACGUCACAGGCUCUGUUCCGAUUUCACUCACAAACUGUACAAACCUCCGUGUUCUUGAUCUGAGCUCGAAUGGUUUCACCGGAAAUGUACCGUCUGGUUUCUGCUCCCUGCAAGGCUCGCCGGUUCUGGAAAGGAUUCUCCUAGCCAACAAUUACCUCUCAGGAACAGUUCCUAUGGAGCUUGGCAAGUGCAAGAGCUUGAAGACAAUCGAUCUCAGCUUCAACGACCUCACCGGUCCGAUCCCAAAUGAGAUAUGGACGUUGCCGAAUGUCACGGAUUUGGUUAUGUGGGCGAACAAUCUCACCGGAAGAAUCCCAGAAGGUGUUUGUGUGAAAGGAGGAAACUUGGAAACUCUCAUCCUCAACAACAACCUCUUAACCGGUUCAAUCCCUGAGUCAAUCUCGAGCUGCACCAACAUGUUCUGGAUCUCUCUCUCAAGCAACCGCCUCACCGGUGAGAUCCCUAGCGGAAUCGGCGAUCUUGCCAAAUUAGCAAUCUUGCAGCUUGGGAACAACUCCUUGUCCGGGAACGUUCCACGUCAGCUCGGGAACUGCAAGAGCCUGAUCUGGCUCGACCUCAACAGCAACAAUCUAACCGGAGACCUCCCGGGUGAGCUAGCUAACCAGGCCGGGCUUGUGAUGCCCGGUAGCGUUUCGGGUAAACAGUUUGCGUUUGUGAGGAACGAAGGCGGAACAGAUUGCAGAGGCGCGGGUGGGUUAGUCGAGUUCGAAGACAUUCGCGCGGAACGUUUAGAGCGGUUCCCAAUGGUUCAUUCGUGUCCCGCGACACGUAUAUACACAGGCAUGGCAAUGUACACAUUCUCUGCCAACGGAAGCAUGAUCUUCUUCGACAUCUCUUACAACUCUGUUUCGGGUUCUAUACCUCUUAGUUACGGUAACAUGGGCUAUCUCCAGGUCUUGAAUUUGGGACACAACCGUUUAACCGGAGCCAUCCCGGACAGUCUUGGAGGUUUGAAAGCGAUCGGUGUUCUUGAUCUGUCUCACAACGAUCUCCAGGGCUACUUACCUGGAUCGCUAGGGUCGCUUUCUUUCCUCAGCGAUCUCGAUGUCUCUAACAACAACCUCACCGGUCCAAUCCCGUUUGGUGGUCAGCUCACAACGUUCCCUGUCUCAAGAUACGCAAACAACUCUGGCCUCUGCGGUCUUCCCUUGCGCCCCUGCGGCUCAGCUCCUCGUCGCCCCGUUACCUCCCGCGUCCGCGACAAGAAGCAAACGGUUACAACCGCCGUGAUCGCUGGAAUAGCGUUUUCUUUCAUGUGCCUUGUGAUGCUGAUCAUGGCGCUGUACAGGGUGAGGAAAGUUCAGAGGAAGGAACACAAGAGAGAGAAAUACAUUGAGAGCCUUCCAACUUCUGGAAGUUACAGCUGGAAGCUCUCUACCGUUCCUGAACCGCUUAGCAUCAACGUCGCUACGUUCGAGAAACCGCUUAGGAAACUCACUUUCGCGCAUCUUCUUGAAGCCACCAACGGGUUUAGCGCAGAGACUAUGAUCGGAUCUGGUGGGUUCGGAGAAGUCUACAAGGCUCAGCUCAGAGACGGAUCUAUCGUAGCGAUCAAGAAGCUGAUCCGAAUCACGGGGCAAGGAGAUAGAGAGUUCAUGGCUGAGAUGGAAACAAUCGGGAAGAUCAAACACAGAAACCUCGUCCCGCUUUUGGGAUACUGCAAGAUCGGGGAAGAGAGGCUUCUUGUCUACGAAUACAUGAAAUGGGGAAGCUUGGAAACUGUUCUUCACGAGGUAUCGAGAAAAGGCGGGAUCUUUCUGAACUGGGCCGCGAGGAAGAAGAUCGCGAUUGGAGCUGCAAGAGGUCUAGCGUUUCUGCACCAUAGCUGCAUUCCGCACAUAAUCCACAGAGACAUGAAGUCGAGCAAUGUCCUUCUGGACGAAGACUUCGAAGCACGUGUGUCGGAUUUCGGAAUGGCGAGGCUAGUUAGCGCCUUAGACACGCAUCUGAGCGUGAGCACUCUCGCAGGCACUCCGGGAUACGUUCCUCCGGAAUAUUACCAGAGUUUCCGGUGUACGGCCAAAGGGGAUGUGUACAGCUACGGAGUUAUACUUCUUGAGCUUCUCUCUGGUAAGAAACCGAUCGAUCCAGGGGAGUUUGGGGAAGACAAUAACCUUGUCGGGUGGGCGAAACAGCUAUAUAGAGAGAAGAGAGGAGCUGAGAUUCUCGACCCGGAGCUUGUAACCGAGAAAUCAGGCGAUGUUGAGCUGUUUCAUUACUUGAAGAUCGCGUCUCAGUGCUUGGAUGAUCGACCGUUUAAGCGGCCAACGAUGAUUCAAGUGAUGGCGAUGUUCAAAGAGCUCAAGGCUGAUACAGAGGAAGACGAAAGUCUUGAUGAGUUUUCGCUCAAGGAAACUCCAUUGGUGGAAGAAUCGCGAGAUAAGGAGCCCUAA
Messenger RNA from Thlaspi arvense, 3456 nucleotides. Lineage: Eukaryota; Viridiplantae; Streptophyta; Magnoliopsida; Brassicales; Brassicaceae. The record is from the annotation of a GenBank genome assembly.